AAGUUAGCGUAGCGCCUGGAGUAUCGGGGAUGUCUGAGGACACGCUUCACAGCUAUUAUUACUGUACUCUUGACUAGCACAGUACACGAACUAGCUAUCGUAAUUCAACAUGACCGGUUUUUGUUUACAUUGAAGAGUUCUUGCCUGAUCGUUUACACAGGAGCCACUCAUGCAUGUACACACCCAACAAGGAAGUAUACACAUUGUAUUCAAUUUUGGUUGUAUUGCAUUAAGUUAAGCGUACUGAGUCAUGACGUCCGACAUGGACACGUUAGUGGGGUACUAAAGUGUUAUGUACCUGUGGUGUCUGUCUACAUUCGUAUGUGUCUCGUGAACGACGAGGUGAGGAUAGAGCACACACACCGAGUACCAAGAUGGAAUGGUACGGAGGUUUCAUGGUACUGGUGGUGGUAACGGUAUUGCAGUUUAUCUUUACGAUCGAGUCAGCUACGUCAGUACUUGAUACUGCAUGCAGCUUCGAAAAUGAUCUAUGUGAAUGGAUUGCUGUGAAUUUGACUCGAUCGCGGUAUCCAAACGCUUUAGCUACCACUAACAAAAGUGGACCAAGGCAAGCCGAGAACGGCCAUUUCUACAUAUAUCUGGACACAAAUAACAUUAUGGCCGGGGAAACACACACGGGAAGACUCAGCAGGGAUAGUUUGAUGGUGCCCGCCGGCUCCGGUGACAUCUGUCUGCGCUUCUGGUACCACAUGUUUGGGGAGACGAUGGGAAGACUGGAUGUUUUAUUGAACGAUGAGGUUGUGUGGUCUAAGUCUGGAAAUCAAAGCAAUAUAUGGCAUUGUGCUACAGUUGAUAUAAACUCAUCGCAAUCUGAGAUAUCAUUUGUAGCUUCCAUGGGAAGGGAUGUAUACAGCAUAAUAGCCCUUGACAAUAUUGACGCUUUGAAUACCAAAUGCACCCAAGAAAAGUGUGAGAGCCUCCACGAGUUAACGACAGUUAAAACUGAAACCUCGCAGCCAUCAACAACACAGCGAACUACGGAAACACCACCUGGUGUCACGACUUCAUCAACAUCUACACCAAUAAACCUCGAAGAGUUUAUACCGUAUAUAGUCGGAGUUCCUGCUGCUAUACUUGUAGUAGGGGCGGUUAUUCUCUGUGUUUGUCUGAGGAAACAAAAACUGACAAAAGUUCCGGAGCCAACGAUGAUUGUUCCCGUAUUUAAUCCAUACGAUCCAUUUCCAAGUGAUGACUACGCCACUAUUUCUGAAUCAAGGGAGGAAGUAUAUGAUGACCUGGACGAGAUGAAGAUGAUCGAAAGAGGUUCUGAAAAUAAACCAUAUGAUGAUGCUUACAUUCAUCCGUCAUCUGGUCACACUAAUCAAGUGGCUGACGAUUACGAAGAGCCGGGUAAACCAAAAGAGCAAUCAGUAGGUAACCACGGUAGACCAGAAAAAGACGAUUACUUAACUCCCACGAGUAAACAGUCGGAUGUUGCUUCUACCGUUUAUGUAACAGGUGACGACGAUUAUAUUACUCCCACCAAUGAGCAUGAUGGGCCUAGGAGAAUGUCCGUAAAGACAGAAUCAGUUGAUUUGAAAGACAUGCAUCGGGCAAGCAUCACGUCAGCUGAGGCGGAUUAUUUGGUAUUGUAAUCAACGAAAGGAAUUUAUAAGGGUUAAGCUAAUUUGGUGUUUUCUCAAAAGGAGUAGAGGUUCAGGAGGUCAAAAUUCUACAUGGAAUUUGUUGAAAUAUCAUGUGUUUAGCAAGAAUGUGUUAAUAACAUAACCCAUAUUACAGUUUAGUCAACACUGCAAUCAUUAAUAUAUCCCAAACUUGCAGCCAUCAUUUAUCCUGUUUCGAACUAUUCAGCAUCCACUUAUCUGAAUUACGAAAACCAAGCCACAUUCAAUCUGAUUUCUCAACUGUCUAUUCACCACUGAUCCUAUUAACCCACUAUUCAGUCUGGUGUGUACACUUGCUUUUUGCCCUAACCCUAACCUUGUAUUUUCCAUAACUGCCCUGCCACCAACCACAAAUCUGACUCCACACCAUACAGUCACCAGUAAUCUGAUUUCCACACUAUCCAGCCACCAGUAAUCUGAUUUCCCGCUAAUCAGCUAUCAGUAAUCCCGUUUCCAUACCAUCCAGCCACUAGUAAUCCCGUUUCCACACCAUCCUGCCACCAGUAAUCCCGUUUCCACACCAUUCUGCCACUAGUAAUCCCGUUUCCACAUGUAGUUGCAUUCCUGCUCUCGACGCAAAAGUGAUCGACAGGUGAUUAUCAAAUUGUAAGAUAUACUAUCGAGGCAUCAUUUUCGCUUAUUUAUAUAGUGAACCGAUUGAUAUCUUGUAUUUACCAAUUAUUUACAUGAUGCACGUGUAAUAAUUACAAUAAGUUUAUAUAAUAAUACUAAUUAUUUUGUGAAUGACCCUAGCGACUAAACAACGACUGG
Mizuhopecten yessoensis (Yesso scallop) is the source of this 2417-nucleotide messenger RNA. Its product is annotated as neuropilin-1-like. Bases 375 to 1616 code for a protein of 413 amino acids. The transcript has 7 exons. The record is from RefSeq and is a predicted model, not a curated record. Gene Ontology annotation, cellular component: membrane. NCBI's taxonomy places the organism in Eukaryota, Metazoa, Mollusca, Bivalvia, Pectinida, Pectinidae.